GCCCGGGCUGGCCUCGACAAGGCCGCUCGCUGUGCUUCUUAAUGCGGGAGUGGGACAAUGCGAUCAUGAACCGGCGCACCUAGCCUGAGAUCCUCCCUUCCUCCAAUCAGAUGGGCCCUGUCCUUUUUUCAUGACAGCCUGCGGUUCGGACGUCAAGCACAUCUCUCUCCAAUUUGUCAAUCCGUUGCCGCCGACCUCUUAUUGUCUUCUUGUGAACUUGGUUCACCCUCUCCCCCCUCUUCCCGGCGCGUGCAGGAUAUCUUUGUUCUGUUCGGACCUUUUUACCCGAGCAUUUCCCCAGCUUCUUCUGUCUUCUCAUUUCAUAGUUACGUGAGCCGGCCUCGCAGUUAUCAGGCGGUCUUCACCUGCUUUCUUACUUUCUGGAGUCUCCCUCAGGCAUAUUGACCUGAUCAUCGCGGAUCGAGCGCCUAGCCAAACUUCUCACCCCAAGAAAGCCUGUCUCCUUCUCAGCGGUUAACAAAAGUUGUAUUCCUGACUUGCAAAUACAGUGAUUCAUUGUUGCUCUUUUAUGAUUCUGGGAGCUGGUUCUCUUAGAAAGCAAGCGGCGCUAGAACUACCUACCAGCCAGCAAAGCCAACAACUCCUCUGCAAAGAUAUACCCUUCUUGCCAUGUCGAACUCACAUCUCGGCGGCGACGUUUCCGAGGAUUCGUUUGAACCGGUGUCACCAAUUGAUAUCGUCCAGCCAAAGCGGAAGUCCGUCGGUUUCGGUCCCGCAAAGACUAUAGACAUCCAAGACACGCAUUCGUCUCGGGGAACCCCAAGCCCGCCAAGUUUAAACUCUCCGCGCACACCUAGGUUUACUGAAGCUACUUCUGUGGAUUCUCCCGUCGGGUCAUCAUCUCGAUCACCAUUUGCGGACCCACCAACUGGGGGGGAAUCAAGCUCCGAGCCCAACGUCUCUGACCUGGGGUUUGGUUACGUCGCUGACAACAGGCCUUCCAACCAUGCUUCCGGCCCUGGUGCAGGCCUCAGGUCCAAUCCUCCAAAUUCUCCUCUAAAAAGCGCUCUAAAGACCCCGGGAACACCGGGUCGUCUCGUAAAUCCGCUUAGUCCCACUUUCAAGGAGGAACAGAUUUUAGAGUACCAUGAAAAGGAAACGGAAGAGGAGAAUGCCAAAGAUAUUAAAGUAAAAACCCGGGUCAGAAUAGCAAAAUUCCUGCUUCGUGGUGUCAACUUUUCGUGCAGCUUGAUUAUUCUAGCAUUGCUAGCCCACAGCUUCGUCAUCUUCAACUCCACAAGGAAUCUUGCGUCCAGGAACAGCUUUACGCCCUGGGCCCCGAAUACGAACCCUUGGCCUCAGAUUGUCAUCCUCGUUAUCGCGUCUAUUUCUCUCUUCUUAUGUGUAGGAGUUUUUAUAGCCUACUGUCGCGGUGGCCAUCGUCGAGCUGAAAAGAUAGGCGUAUAUUAUACUGUAUUUGGAGCCUGCUUUUUCGCCUUUACCAUCGUUAUGUGGGUUGUGGCCGCAGCCAUCCUGCAGAAUAGCAAGCAAAGCGGCAAUGACAAGGAUUUGUGGGGUUGGGCCUGUAAAGAGAAUCUUCGAAGUGAACUUUAUUCGGAUAUCGUUGACUAUGCACUUGUGUGUCGCCUACAGGAUUGGGUACUGGUAUGCAUUGUCAUUGAAGUUGUCGUUGACACGAUUACCGUUGCGAUUUAUGCGGUUGUCUUCUAUCGUUUCUGGACCAAACAUAAGCUACGAAAGUCUAUGUAUGCGCGAGACAAGGCUCGGUCUGACCUCUACCUUGCAAAUCUUCGCUCUCAGACAGCUCCAAACACACCGGGCUAUCCUCUCAGUCCUGGCUCAAUGCACUUCCCCAAAGCCACAAUCGACGCUUACUCUGCGGCGGAAAACGGAGAGCAAUGUAAACCUCAGUUCGCAACCCAAUUCACGCCUACUUCAAAUCAACCGUUCCAGCUCCAACCUCCUCCAAUCCGUGUGCAGGCGCCUACGCGUGAGAGUUCCCCAACUGAUGGCGAACCCCCGACGUCCCCCGGACUCGUCCAGAUCGUGAAUGAGCAUGUGGGCCCCGCACCGGGAGAAAAACAAUAUGGUUCUGUACCAAUUCCGGAAUCAUAUUCGAGCCCCAUUAACAGUCCAACUUUCAUGCCCCAGUCCUCAACGCAGCAGAUCCAAAGAGGCCAAGAAAAUGACGAACACAAACCAGGGACUGCCAUGACGGCAGAACACGCUGUACAGUCUCGAAGCCAAUAGUUAUGUUCAUUGAUUAAGAUACCAGAACCCCGCUUGCAUGAUAUCCCCAUUGAUUCCUUGAUUGCGUCGAGCAAAGACAAACAUUCGUUUCCGAUUGGACGAUUGGAAGCUUUUCGGCACAUCUGUGACACUGACCUACUUUUCCCUAAUUUUACUUUUGGCUAGGCUUCUCCCCCCCAGUUAUAUACCAAUUCUAUCUAUUGUACUUAAUUUCUUACAAUUUCUUUCAUAUUUUGUGGCUCAUAGUUGUUGAUGUAUGUUAAUGAUAUGCG
Molecule: messenger RNA, 2504 nt
Organism: Coccidioides posadasii C735 delta SOWgp
Lineage: Eukaryota; Fungi; Ascomycota; Eurotiomycetes; Onygenales; Onygenaceae
Source: RefSeq, a predicted model, not a curated record